AUGCAAGGAUAUGGGCCCCUCCCCGGCAGCCGCGCUACCUGCGGGCAUCGUUUGGAAUUCCGUUGUCUCGGAUGUUCCGGCCGCCCCACUUACUGCUCUUCAUGCCUCCGAAACACCCAUGCCAUCGAUCCAUUCCAUCGUAUAGAGGCCUGGGUAGAAUCGAUGUCUUGCUAUCGCCCGGCGUGGCUCCAAGAAGUAGGUUUGCAAAUACACUGCGGCCACGGCGGAGAGGCCUGUCCG
Molecule: messenger RNA, 240 nt
Organism: Epithele typhae
Lineage: Eukaryota; Fungi; Basidiomycota; Agaricomycetes; Polyporales; Epitheliaceae
Exons: 1
Source: RefSeq, a predicted model, not a curated record